CAUCUUGUUUUGACUAUGUCUUCCCUGGUGGACUAUGAUUUACCCCAGCUGAACAAGUAUGUGGCUGAGGGCCUGAAUGACAGCAUUCAACAUUAUCACUCAGACAACAACACCAUGGCAGCAUGGGACUUCAUCCAGUCACAUUUGCAGUGUUGUGGUGUAAACGGUUCAAGUGAUUGGACUAGUGGUCCACCAUCUUCCUGCCCACCAGGUGCAGAUGUUCAGGGUUGCUAUAAUAAAGCAAAAUCGUGGUUUCACUCCAAUUUCUUGUAUAUUGGAAUCAUUACCAUCUGUGUAUGUGUGAUACAGGUGCUGGGGAUGGCCUUUGCACUGACACUGAACUGCCAGAUUGACAAAACCAGUCAGGCAUUAGGACUGUGACUUGCAACUGCCCUGAGCUUAAAAGACUUAUUUCUCUCUGGAAAUCCAAAACACCUAUAGUACGAGACCCCAAACAAUCACCUGCCUGCCUGGCAUUUUGGUUUUCUCUUAUCUCUUCCUUGAUUGGGUCCCUGUCUUAUAAAUCCAAGGAAGAGAAUAUUUGUCAUGAACUCUCCAUCUCAAGGAGAAGACAAUCAUUCACCAACUGAUGGCAGUAGCCAUAUCCCUUAAAGAUGGUGAAACAUACCUGGGUGAAUUUUUUGGACAUUAGAGGCCAAGAAUAUCUGUUUUUUUUUUUUUUUUUUUUUUUUUUUUUUUGG
Messenger RNA from Peromyscus leucopus (white-footed mouse), 701 nucleotides. RefSeq names its product leukocyte surface antigen CD53. The transcript is spliced from 4 exons. The record is from RefSeq and is a predicted model, not a curated record. NCBI's taxonomy places the organism in Eukaryota, Metazoa, Chordata, Mammalia, Rodentia, Cricetidae. Gene Ontology annotation, cellular component: membrane. Bases 16 to 381 code for a protein of 121 amino acids.